Molecule: messenger RNA, 684 nt
Organism: Fusarium oxysporum Fo47
Lineage: Eukaryota; Fungi; Ascomycota; Sordariomycetes; Hypocreales; Nectriaceae
Product: fungal chitosanase of glycosyl hydrolase group 75-domain-containing protein
Exons: 3
Coding region: 1-684 (227 amino acids)
Molecular function (GO): chitosanase activity
Source: RefSeq, a predicted model, not a curated record
AUGCAUUCUUAUACUAUUAUUACCACCCUUACGCUGAGUACAGCAGCUUCUGCUUACCAGCUCCCCCAAAACCUGAAGUCCAUUUACGAUAACCAUAAGGCUGGCUCGUGUUCCAACCGCCUUUCUGACAGGUUUCCCGAGGGCGCCAGAUACUGUGGUGAUAUCGCAGGAGCUGUCUUUCUUAAAGGGUCAGACGGAAACUACGACAAUAUGGAUAUUGACUGCGAUGGCGCCAACAACCAUGCAGGUGCUUGCUCGAACGACCCGACCGGACAGGGCGAGACUGCAUUCAAGGAUACUGUCAACCAAUACGGCAUCUCUGACUUGGAUGCAAAUGUUCAUCCCUACGUGGUUUUCGGCAACGAAGGAGCCUCUCCAUCUUUCGAUCCUCAGCAGCAUGGUAUUAAGCCACUGAGUAUCAUGGCCGUGCACUACGGCAUCUGGGGAGAUACCAAUGGAGGUACUUCCACCGGCGAGGCUUCGAUUUCUCUUGCGGAGCUUUGCUUCCCGAACCAGGGCCUGAAUGGAGACAUGGGACAUGGUGAGAAGGAUGUUCUAUAUCUUGCCUUUAAGGGUGACGAGGCUGUUCCUGGAAAGAAUGGUGCUGAUUGGAAGACUACGAGCCGUGCCAAUUUCUCCAAGAGCAUAAGGGCUUUGGGAGACAAGCUGGUCGCUAAGCUGUAA